AUGGGCUCCUCCAUCAUCACCAUCCAGCGCGACAUUAUUCUCAACAACAUCCGCCAUGCCGGAGGCCCCGAGUGGAAAGUCCUGGUGGUGGACGAGACCAGCCGGAAACUGAUCAAUGGCGCCGUCAAUGAGGAGGAAAUCCUCAAUUUCAACAUCUCCAACAUCGAACAGAUCGAGCACCGCCGCCCCUCCAACUCCGACAUGGACGCGCUUUAUAUACUGUCCCCGGAGAGCCACGUCGUGGAUUGCCUGAUGGCCGACUUCGAGGUGGGGCGAUACAGGAAGGCAUUUUUGGUUUGGACUUCAUUUCUCGAUCCACAACAGCGCACUCGCCUGGACCGAUCCCAGAUGGCCCGUGAUCGCAUUGCAGACAUCCGCAUCAUGAACGUCCAUUUCUACCCCAGAGAAUCGCGCGUCGUCGUAUCGCUUUGCGCAAGUCUGGGCGAAUAUCCUGUGAUUCGGUAUUAUCGGCCGCGAACCCCGACUCACGAAGCUGCUGUUCUAUGCUCUCAUCUGGCCAAAUUCAUUCAGAGUGAGCUUGAUCAAUUUGCACAACAUCAACGCGAUUUUCCGCCUCCGUCAUCGCGCCCUCGAGGAGUUCUCAUGGUCGUGGAUCGCUCGAUGGAUGUUUAUGCACCUCUUCUCCACGAAUUCACAUAUCAGGCCAUGGUACACGAUCUUCUGCCGAUCAAAGACGGCGAUAAGGUCACCUAUAAGACCGUUAUCAACGAGGGUAGCGCGAAUGAGGAAACAAAGGAGAUGGAGAUCGGCGAGAAUGACAAGGUCUGGGUGGACUACCGUCAUGUGCACAUGAAGGAUGUGGUUGAGAGACUGGGCGAGGAUUUCCAUAAAUUUCGACGGGCCCAUCCGCAGUUUGCUGAAGAUCAAAACUCAGCGAACGUGAACACGAUCAAGGACAUGUUGGCAGGACUGACCGAAUUUCAAGAAGGCAAGAAUGCAUACACGCUGCAUUUAAACAUGGCAGACGAAUGCAUGAAGCUGUUCCAAGAUCGUAAGCUUCUGGAAGUGAGCUCUAUCGAGCAGUCAUUCGCUACGGGUCUUGAUGAGAACUAUAAGAAGGCGAAGAAUUUAGCAGCGCAGCUUGUCCAAUUACUAGAUGAUGAGUCUGUCCUGCACCCAGACCGACUCCGGCUUCUGCUUCUGUACAUCAUGUAUCGCGGCGGGCUGCUGGGAGGGGAUAUUCGCAAACUGAUGGCGCAUGCGCAGCUCCCCGGGCACGACGGGGAUGUCAUCGCCAACCUGGACCUACUCGGUGUACGAGUGGAGAAACCUCUCCGAGAUGAGAAACCUCCGGUGCAUCCGCUUUUCAAUCGCCGUGCACCACCACCCGAUUCGGAAGAGCUCAGUUUGUCGCGGUACGAACUGGGUCUCAAGCAGCUGCUCGAAGAGCAGGUCCAGGGCACAUUGGACACUACUGUCUUCCCCUUCACCCGGCCGCACACCGAAGCCGACGGUGGGUUCGCCGCGCAAGAGAUGCUCUCGCAGCAGGCAUCCCUGCGCAGUGCCAAACCUACCUGGGCGCGCACUCGGACCGCUGAGCAGCCCCGCCAACGCAUCAUUGUCUUCAUGGCCGGCGGAGCUACUUAUUCCGAGUCUCGCGCCUGCUAUGAAAUCUCUCAGAACUACGGUCGCGACGUCUUCCUGGCCACAACACACAUGCUGACCCCAGGCUUGUUCAUGAGGCAGGUUAGCGACCUUAGCGUCGACAGGCGCCGGCUUGAUAUCCCCGCGGAUCGACCCAAGCCUGCGGCCCCGGCGCAUCUCUUCGAGCGCGAAAAGCCCUCGACCCCUACUCCCCCGCCACAGAAGAAGAAGCCAGUGCCUACAAAGCACCUCAACCCUCCCGCACCGCCGGAGGCAUUGAUGGCCAACAUGUCCCUCAAUGCAAAUGGGUCGGGCAGCACACCACCAUCGGGCGGCAAGCCAUACAAGAAAGAGAAGGAGAAGAAGGACAAGGAAAAGAAGUACCGAUUUUUCAAGUAA
Molecule: messenger RNA, 2004 nt
Organism: Penicillium lagena
Lineage: Eukaryota; Fungi; Ascomycota; Eurotiomycetes; Eurotiales; Aspergillaceae
Product: Sec1 family protein
Exons: 7
Coding region: 1-2004 (667 amino acids)
Biological process (GO): vesicle-mediated transport; intracellular protein transport
Cellular component (GO): secretory granule; plasma membrane
Molecular function (GO): syntaxin binding
Source: RefSeq, a predicted model, not a curated record